GCCUUUUACGAAGACCGGGAUUUUAACAUUACGUGGCGCGGUCAUAUUGGUUGUUGGCUCUGUUUGGAUUCCCACGUAUAACUCCUCUUUUAAACUUUGUUCAGAUGUCAACGGUUGAACUAAAAUUAUCCAAGUUAGAUCAACGACUGAAGUUGGCUGUCAGCGAACGACGUUUCUAUGAGGCUCAUCAACUAUACAAGACCAUACAUUUCCGUUGUAUUAUGCGGAAAAAUUAUCAGGAAGCAUUAAAAUAUUUGAAACUAGGUUCUGAGUUUUUACUUGAUAAUGAACAAUGGGAAAGUGGUACUGAGUUAGCUUGCCUUGUACUUGAAGUGUAUAGCCAGAGUGAAACAGUUUUGACUGAAUCUCAUCUAGAUGAAAUUUGUGAACUUUUGAUACGAAUGUGUCCUGGUGAAGAAAGGACACGUUUUGUCCACAAGGCACUUCAACUUCUACAGAAGCAAAAAGAUCUUCUGGCUGUGUUCAAUGGAUAUCUCGCUCGUGUAUUGUGGCAAGAAGGAUCUUUCAGUGAAGCAAGGUUGCGUAUCAUGUUAUCUUCUAAUGGCUAUGCGGCUGGUGUCUUCCUUGUUGCUUUGCAUCAACGAUACGGGCUUCGAUCAGAAAUCGAUUUAUUUAUUGCACAAGCUGUCCUUCAGUUUUUAUGUAUGAAGCAAAUCUCAGUUGCCAUAUUGACGUUUUACACAUAUACACGACGUCACCCUCGUUUAGAGCCUGGGCCACCGUUUGCGGAUUUUCCUUUAUUAAAUUUCCUAUGGUUUUUGAUGUUAGCCAUUGAAAAGAAGUGCAGUCUAGCUGUAUUUUCAGUACUAUGUGAAAAAUAUAGUCCCCAACUGAACAGAGACUCUUCUUAUUUAAAAUACUUGGAUAAAAUUGGCCAAUUAUACUUUGGUGUUAAACCUCCUGCAAAUGAAAUGAAUAAUUUUUUUUCACGGAUAAUGCAAAUGUUUAAUGAUGGAGACAAAAUGGAAGAUUCUUUGUCAAGUGAUGACUUAGGUCGUUGUGCACUGAAUGGGAGUACCGAUGUAAAUUCACCAGAGGAAAUGUGUUUUGAAGAUGUGGAUUAAUAAUUUCGCAUAUAUCUCCACCAAUUAUACAGUGCCUUUCGAUUUAGAGCUGGUAAUAUGCACAUACUCAUCUUUAUAGGCGGACUACAAAUACCUACCCACGUAACCGACAUUUGAAUUCUGAGCGUUUUUGGACAAUAAUUUUGUCUUGCAGUUAUGCUUUGUGGAUCUGUUUUCCUCAUGCAUCUUCUAACAAAUAUUUAUUCAUUGGAUGAUUUCACUGUCGGUUUCUUUCUUUUUCUUCCUGCUAUAAACUUCUUGAAAAUGCACAAAAUUGUUAAUAUUGAAAUAAAUUAAAUUGUGUAC
Messenger RNA from Schistosoma margrebowiei, 1391 nucleotides. NCBI's taxonomy places the organism in Eukaryota, Metazoa, Platyhelminthes, Trematoda, Strigeidida, Schistosomatidae. The record is from the annotation of a GenBank genome assembly.